Molecule: messenger RNA, 2829 nt
Organism: Danaus plexippus (monarch butterfly)
Lineage: Eukaryota; Metazoa; Arthropoda; Insecta; Lepidoptera; Nymphalidae
Product: zinc finger protein 362-like
Exons: 3
Coding region: 102-1775 (557 amino acids)
Biological process (GO): regulation of DNA-templated transcription
Molecular function (GO): RNA polymerase II cis-regulatory region sequence-specific DNA binding; DNA-binding transcription factor activity, RNA polymerase II-specific
Source: RefSeq, a predicted model, not a curated record
CGCCGCCGUCGACGCACGCCCCCGACCCGUAGGAGGACGGACUUGUUGCGAAGCCCACCUGUUAACACAUGGAGGCGCCGUGAAUUUAAGCGUCGGCCGCGAUGCCGCGCUGUUACAUGGUGAAGAAAGGCCUUCGAUUCGAUGACCCGCCAAGCAGUCCUCCUGGCUUCCGAGACGAGUCGCCGAUCAGGGCAGACAGCCCGUCAGACAACCUCGUGAUCAUAGAACCAGAAUCAUCAGCAGUCAACUAUGAGGAGAUAGGAAGCACACCCAUUACUGAACGAACUGCUGAAGAGACAGAGGCGGCUCAUGAAUUAUUGUCUCUCGCGCACAGCUUGCCACCUCUGCCGCCAGUCCCACCCCUAACACCAGCAACAACCGUGCCGGCGUUGCCGCAGUUCCCAUCGCUGCCAUCUCUGCCACAGGUGACGCAGCUGCCUCCGCUGCCGUCUCUGUCGUCACUUCCAUCAAUAUCACCACUGUCAUCGCUGUCAGGACUGCCUUCUGUCCCUCUCGUCUCCGUGCUACCACCGAAUGAACCUGUCGUCCCAAUUUACACCUAUACCAUACAUCCUACUAAUAUAUAUAUAAUAGCUGAAGAGUCACGUGACCCCACGUAUAAUAACUCUGUGCCAACAAUAACACCGAUUCCUUGUGGCAUCGAAUAUACAAUUGAACCUCAAUUAAGCUAUCUUGCUUAUCAACAUGUACCGGAGGCGGUCAUGCCAGUGGGUCAUAUAUUGCUCCCUGCAGCCGAAAUAAUACCUAAUAAUAAUCGACCAGAACCAAGCAGAGUCACUGAUGUAGUGGAGCCACCAAGCAGGCUCCCUUGUUUAAUGGAGCCCAAACGUCCAAAAAUCAAACCGAUUAAUGCUCCAAGAGGGAAAAAUGCUAAAUAUGACUGCAAAGAAUGUGGCAAGCGGUACGCUACAUCUUCAAACCUGUCACGCCAUAAGCAAACACAUCGCAGCCUUGAUUCAGUUGCAGCGAAACACUGCGAGGAUUGUGGCAAAGUAUAUGUGUCAAUGCCAGCACUUGCGAUGCACGUUCUGACUCAUAGAAUGGGCCACGUUUGCGGUAUAUGUGGUAAACAAUUCUCAAGACCCUGGCUUUUGCGUGGUCACUUACGUUCCCACACGGGAGAGAAGCCUUAUGACUGUCCAUACGAAGGAUGCCCUAAGGCGUUUGCGGAUCGAUCAAAUUUACGUGCACAUCUGCAGACUCAUACAGGUGACAAAAAAUUUGAAUGCUCAAAGUGCCACAAAACUUUUGCUCUAAAAAGUUACUUGGCCAAGCAUGAGGAAACGGUGUGCUUUCGAGAUGAGAUUGCUUGUGAUCCGGAGUUAAUUCAACCUACAAUACCUGAAACAUCGAGUAUACAGUCUGACAAGCCAUCAGAGCAGCUUAAUACUCCCUCAGUGGGAUUUGAACAGCCUGAGACGUCUCAUAACCAGCUAAACUCUCCCCGUAUUCAGGCUCCGCUUGCAGAUGAAGCUCGAAUAGACUCAGAUUGUAUUCAGCUUGAGACUAGAGAAAUUAGUGAUCAAAUUAUGUAUACUGAUUCUCAGACUGAAGGUAUCCAGGCGGAAACAGCAGUGAGACGGUAUGAGCCUCUACGUCCCAUCGGUAUACGAUCUGAUUUGGAACCUUUGUCACUGGAAUUAGAAGAUCCGCCGCAACCAGCAGUGAUACGUUUUGAUCCGUCUUGCGUUUUGCCCGAGCCAGAAAUUAUACGAUACGAUACGAUGAAUCUGGUGCCUGUGUUCGCGGAAUAAUAAUAUCAGAGCUGAGAAAAAUUGCAACGAAAAUCUUCUCUAUAAACUUCUAUACAUCUGUAUAUGGAAUCCAUAAAAUAUUGGUAAGAAUUAAUUACUCCGACGGCGGCGGCGUAAGAAACAUGAUAAGCAAUAAUUGUGUACCUAAUAAUUAUAUGGCUCUUUCUAAUAAUAAUUUGAAAUGUAUUUUUGUCAAUAAUACAUAAGUCGGCUUGGACGGAUAUAAUUAUGUCAAUUUAUGACAGGAGCCCGCUAUGUUUUAAAGGUAUUGUAAUUAAUUAUACGUAGUAAUUUAAUUAAUGUUACAUGACGCCAGGAGCGUUCAUGUGACGAUUAGAUUAGUAGAUACAGUGAUACGUAGAGACUUAAUGAAACCGUCGAGCUGUGGUACAAAGAGAGCAAUAAAGUAAUGUGAAUAAAAGAAAAGGGUAGGCGCACGAGUAGCGUGCAAUGUGUAGUAAUUAGCGACCCGCUGUGGAAGGACCAAAUUGUUGCCACUUUUGCCACUAUCUCGCUAUUAAUCAUAAAUUGAAUCACUGUCACCUGCGACUACCACCUUUCGACAUGCGAUUCUUUUAACAUGCCUAUAACAAGAAUAUACUGUAAUAUAUUACUUACAUUUUAUAUAUAUUGACACAACGACAUCAAUAUUUUAUUAUACAAAAUAAAAUAACAACCUCCAGUUUGUUUUAUACCAAAGGAAAACAGAGAUCUUUUUUGAGUUAAUCUAAAUAUCAUAAAAUAGUUAUUUGAGAUUAUUCGUCUUUGCUUAGUUAUAAAUCUUAAGCAAAUAGAUUGUAGUCCAUAAUAGAAUAAGUUUACAAAAGUAAUUUGAAAUUAUGAUAAUUGGAUAUAGGUAAGAAUAGUUAUUACACGUUAUUACUUGAAUAAUUUUUUGGAGAUAGUCACAACAAAGUGCAAUUUUGAAAAUAUAUUUUUAUAGCAGCAAGCUAAGAGUGUCUAGUCAGUAUUUGGAAUAUUUAAAAUUGUUAAUAUUAAGAUAGCAGUCAUGAAUUAAAUAGUUAUUAUUGGUUUCUGUUUUAAAGAAAGAAAU